GUUCUUUUGGGGUUGCGGGUUAGGGUUGGGGUUGUUUCGAAUCGUCUCUCUGUUCGCAGGCGAAGCGCGCAUCAAUGGAGAUCGCGGACGGCGUUGACAAUCUGAGCGUCGCCGCCGAUUCCCAGAAGAAGAACGGCAUCCAGGUCUCGAACACCAAGAAGCCACUCUUCUUCUACGUCAAUCUCGCCAAGAGAUACAUGCAGCAGCACAAUGAAGUGGAGCUUUCGGCUCUUGGAAUGGCCAUUGCAACUGUAGUCACCAUGGCAGAAAUUUUCAAAAACAAUGGUCUUGCUAUUGAGAAGAUUGUUCUUUCAGUAAAAAAUAUCCAGAGAUUACAACAUCUACCUUUGAUGUGAAGGAUGAAUCAACGGGAUGGCUAAUGCAGAAAGCAAAGAUUGAGAUAUUGUUGGGGAAGAUGGAAAAAUUCGAUGAGUUGAUGGCUGCAGCGGCAGCAGCAGUAGCAGCAGCGGAGAAAGAUGGCAGAGAUGGUGAGGAGCAGAGCUGAAAGAAUGAAUUCCAAGUUUUGUUAUUCCUUUGAAUUGGCUGAGCAUUGCAGCUUCUUACAUGGGUAAUCUUUUUCAUACGCCGAAUUCAAAUCAAUAUACACAGUCCUAAAUCCCAAAUCAUUGAUUC
Musa acuminata AAA Group (dessert banana) is the source of this 633-nucleotide messenger RNA. RefSeq lists its product as uncharacterized. The coding region runs from base 75 to 356 and encodes 93 amino acids. NCBI's taxonomy places the organism in Eukaryota, Viridiplantae, Streptophyta, Magnoliopsida, Zingiberales, Musaceae. Gene Ontology annotation, molecular function: RNA binding. The record is from RefSeq and is a predicted model, not a curated record. Gene Ontology annotation, cellular component: nucleus. The transcript has 5 exons.